AUGGACAACACAACAGCCUUAACAUUCACAAUGACUGCAUACACUGCCAUGGAAAACUACAAACAUGGGCUAUUUGCUAUGUUCCUCCUGCUGUAUUUCAUUAUUAUCACUUUGAAUUCACUGUACAUUACUAUAAUACACCAAAAAAAGGAGUUGCAUCAGCCCAUGAAUGUGUUCACUUGCAUGUUAUCCAUCAAUGAAAUAUAUGGCAGCACUGCGUUGUUACCUGCGACCAUGGCUGUGCUCUUAUCCGAGAUGCAUGAGAUGUCUGUGAGGAGUUGUAUGGCUCAGGUUUACUUCCUACACACAUAUGCAAGUGCUGAGUUUUGUAUUUUAGCCGUGAUGGGAUACGACAGAUAUGCUGCCAUCUGUUGCCCCCUUAGUUACCACAGCAUCAUGUCUUAUUCAAAGAUAAGAAAGCUUGUUGCAUUAGCAAGUCUAUACCCCCUCAUUGUGUUUGGGUGUUUUUAUGCACUAACCAUACGGCUGAGUUUCUGUGGAAAAGUUAUUCCAAAAUUAUACUGCGUGAACAUGGAGCUGGUCAAAAAUGCAUGUUCAAAUGUUGACACAUCGUUGAUAAGCACUGUGGGACUUGUUCUUAUUCUGUUUUUUGUGGUGCCUCAGGUAUUGAUGAUUGUUUGCUCUUACGCACACAUUUCAAGAGAAUGUAAGAAAUUACCCAGAGAGUCCCAGAGAAAUGCUCUCAAAACGUGUAUCCCACAUUUAUUAUCUUUGCUAAACUAUACCAUGGGUUCUCUUUUUGAAAUUAUCCAAACUAGAUUUAACAUGAGUCAUGUUUCGGUUGAGGCGAGGAUUUUCCUCUCCUUAUACUUUAUCAUCAUUCCACCUAUUGCCAACCCUUUGCUGUAUGGACUGGGUACUCAAAUAAUAAGAGUUCAUAUACUGAAACUGUUAGUUAAAAACAGGAUAAUGCCAAGACAUUUAGUAAAGAGAAUCAUUGCAGCUUAA
Eleginops maclovinus (Patagonian blennie) is the source of this 969-nucleotide messenger RNA. RefSeq names its product olfactory receptor 52D1-like. The coding region runs from base 1 to 969 and encodes 322 amino acids. Lineage: Eukaryota; Metazoa; Chordata; Actinopteri; Perciformes; Eleginopidae. The transcript has a single exon. Gene Ontology annotation, molecular function: olfactory receptor activity; G protein-coupled receptor activity; odorant binding. The record is from RefSeq and is a predicted model, not a curated record. Gene Ontology annotation, biological process: detection of chemical stimulus involved in sensory perception of smell; G protein-coupled receptor signaling pathway. Gene Ontology annotation, cellular component: membrane.